Messenger RNA from Verticillium nonalfalfae, 927 nucleotides. Its product is annotated as Dicer-like protein 2. Gene Ontology annotation, biological process: siRNA processing. NCBI's taxonomy places the organism in Eukaryota, Fungi, Ascomycota, Sordariomycetes, Glomerellales, Plectosphaerellaceae. The transcript has a single exon. Bases 1 to 927 code for a protein of 308 amino acids. The record is from RefSeq and is a predicted model, not a curated record. Gene Ontology annotation, molecular function: ribonuclease III activity; RNA binding. Gene Ontology annotation, cellular component: RISC complex; nucleus; cytoplasm.
AUGCUUGUCCCGCUGGAAGAGCUGAUCGACUACACAUUCACGAAGAAGAUUCUCCUGAUUGAAUCGAUCACGCAUGCCUCCUUCACUGCCGGACAUGUGACUGGCUGCCUUGAACGUCUCGAAUUCUUAGGCGAUGCCAUUCUGGACGACAUUGUGGUGUCCCAUCUGUUUCCCCUUAACCUUUCGCACGACAGGAUGCAUCUCCUCAGGACUGCUUCGGUCAACGGCGAUCUUCUAGGUUUCCUUGCACUCGAGAGCCAUGCCGAGGAAGACGAGGUGAUCAUUGAUGUCGAUUUUUCUCCUUCUGAUACGGACCUCAAUCCUCAGAACCCUGCCGGGAUGGAACAGAAGCUCAAACGGACACGUCGGAAAAUCCCUCUUUGGAAGUUUAUGCGCCACUCCUCAAUAGAAGUUGUGCAGCAGCAGACCAAAGCUGCCGGCGCUCAUGCCGAUCUCCGAGGGCAGAUCAUUCACGCUCUGAGACAUGGGUCAAGCUACCCCUGGCCUCUUCUCGCUCGCUUACAUCCCGCGAAGUUCUUAUCCGAUAUGGUCGAAGCUGUACUGGGUGCCGUCUGGGUCGAUUCAGGGGACAUGAGCGCGUGCGUUCGUGUGACGGAACGACUAGGCAUUCUGCCGGUGCUGUCCCGACUGGCAAAGGACGACGUUCAUGUGCUGCAUCCGAAAUCAGAGCUGGGAGAGAUCGCUGGUCACCGGACAGUCAAAUAUCUCCUCACUUUGCCCGAGGACGCAGCCGGCCUGCAGAGUGCAAAAAUGAAAUAUACCUGCAAGGUCAUGAUCGGGGAUCGCUGUGUUGCAGAGGUGGAUGACGGGGUCGCUCGAGAUGAGGCCGAGACGAGAGCUGCAGAGAUUGCGGUACGGGUCUUGAAGGAUGAACAGGCUGACGCGAAACAAGCAGCAGAAUCCUAA